CGAAGCAAGCUCUGCACGUGAUAAAUCUGGACGUCCCCCUCCCCAUCUCUCUCCUAAUCAGUUAUUAAUUAGGCCCACCACUAAUAAAACCUGGUAAUUACGUACUCCCGCCAAACCACCCAAAGUUCCCUCCAAAACAACCUGACUUCCCUCUCUUAUCUCCUCUUGUCCCAUCUAUUCUCAGGCGUCAAUUUAUUUAGGGAUUAUCAAAGCACACGAAGGUAUGUAUCUCAUAAAAUUUAAUUAUCUUUGUCUGUAUGUGGAUUAUUUUACUUCUAGUUUUAGAUCCAACCAACCCUUGUACUUAUACAUUGGAAUAUUUCAAUAGUUAAAUCAUCCAGGUUCCAACUCUGUCUUUGUCUAAAUCCCGCUCGUAGGCAAUAGCUAGUGAUGUAAUCUUUAAUGAAGUAUAUCCAGAAAAUAUUGGUCUAGAAAGAGUGUUGCAUGAUGAUGACUUUGUUAUUGAGGAGAUUGAAGAUGAUUCGAAUAACCAAGCUGCAGAGGAAGAGUUAUCACUUGUUGAGCCCAAGAAAGGAAUGAUUUUUGACAAUAUGAAUGACGCUUUUCUCUUCUAUAAGAGAUAUGCUCGAACAAAGGGUUUUGCCAUUACAAAAAGAAGCUCACGAGCUGGCCAAAAUGCAACUGAUCAAGAUGAAAAGGUUGUGCAAUACUUCACUCUCGCUUGCAACAGACAAGGCAAGGCUCAGUACUCUUCAAAAAAUACAUUCAAGCCUAAUCCCUCUGCAAGGAUGGACUGUCCAGCUAAAAUAAAUUUUGUUCUACAUGGUCCUGACAAGAAGUACUGCUUAUCUUCACUGACACUUGAGCACAAUCAUGAUUUGAGUCCUGGCAAAGCAAGGUUUCUUAGAUGCCAUAAGAAACUUAAUUUAUCUGCAAAGUUAAAUGAUAGAGCAGGAAUUCGUGUGAACAAGAACUUCAGUUCUCUUGUUGUGCAAGCUGGGGGCUAUGAAAACCUUGAGUUUGGUGAAAAGGAGUGCAGGAACUAUUUGCUACAGGAAAGAAGGUUGAGGCUUGGUGCCGGAGAUGCACAUGCAGUUUAUCAAUACUUCCUACGCAUGCAGUCUAAGAAUUCUAACUUUUUUUAUGUCAUGGACUUGGAUGAGGAGUCUCGGCUAAGAAAUAUUUUCUGGGCAGAUGCAAGAAGUAGAGCUGCAUAUGAAUCAUUUUCAGAUGUCGUAACGUUUGAUACUACAUACUUGACAAAUAAGUAUGAUAUGCCCUUUGCUCCUUUCGUUGGUGUAAAUCAUCACGGAGAAUCAAUUCUUAUAGGAUGUGCUCUACUAUCAAAUGAAGCUACAGAGACUUUUGUAUGGCUAUUCAGAUCAUGGUUAGCUUGUAUGUCAAAUAAACCACCAAAUGCCAUAAUUACAGAUCAGAGCAAAGCAAUGCAGAAUGCAAUUGAGAUAGUUUUUCCUUACACUCGACACAGAUGGUGUUUAUGGCAUAUCAUGGAGAAGAUACCGAGAAAAUUGUGCGGAUACUCAGACUAUGAAGAUAUUAAAAGCACUUUGUCAAAUUUAGUGUAUGAUUCAUUGACAAAGAGUGAUUUUGAAAAAGAUUGGAUGGAGAUGAUCAACAAAUUUGGGCUCCAAGAGAAUGAAUGGCUUAAUGGGUUAUAUAUUAAUCGGCAUAAAUGGGUGCCAGUUUAUGUAAAGGACACAUUUUGGGCAGGAAUGUCAACCACACAGAGAAGUGAAAGUGUGAAUGCUUUCUUUGAUGGAUAUGUCAACUCCAGAACAACACUAACACAGUUUGCAGAGCAAUAUGACAACGCCUUAAGAGACAAAGCUGAGAAAGAAAACAAGGCUGAUGCUAAAUCUUUUCAUGAGAUGAUACCAUGCAUAACUCAUUACGAGAUUGAGAGGCAGUUUCAAUCAGCAUAUACCAAUGUGAAAUUUAAGGAAUUUCAGGACCAAUUAAGAGGUAAAAUAUAUUGCUAUCCAACUCUUCUCAAAGAAGAAGGUUCAGUACACACAUUCAGGGUCACACAAGAUGUUAAAAUCAGAGAGCAAGAAGUCAGUAUGGAUUUUAUCGUGUGUUUCAAUACAAACGAGUGUGAUGUGAAGUGCAUAUGCCGGCAUUUUGAAUUUCGGGGUAUACUGUGUAGCCAUAUUCUUUCUAUACUACCCCUAAUGAAGAUCAAAGAAGUACCCUCCAAAUAUAUACUGCAGCGGUGGAGUAAAGAUUUGAAGCGGAAACACACGUUUAUUAAAUCUUCAUAUGAUGAUUCUAUUGAUACACCCGUUGCACGACGUUACGAUGAGUUGUGCAAAUCAUUCUCUGAAGUGGCAGAGGAUGGGGCAGAGUCUGAUGCAUUGUUUGACUUUGUAGUCAGUGGCAUUCGAGAAUUAAAGAUAAAGACAACUGUUGCACGUCUUAAUAUCCAUCAAGCUCAGGAAUCUAAUCCUCUUAAUCGUACAAAUAAGUGGACACCAAACCAAUGUAAUGUUGUGCUUAAUCCUAUACCAUCUCGAAGAAUUGGACGCCCUCCCUCAAUAAGAAAAGAAUCAAAGACAGAUAAAAUUGUGCGGAAAAUGAGAGUAAAUAAGAAAGGAGCAUCAAGAAGACCAAAUGGUUCACAAAAGGGAAGAGGAAACGAGGUCACUUCCGCUGAACAUGAACCAAUCAGCAUGCCAUUCGAUGGAGACUUGAGCAUAAACUCGCAAAGUUCACAACAACCAGAAGCUGCUGCAAAUAAAACAACAUUGCCAUUUUAUAUCAGCUCUUAUGUUAACCUCCUGCAGGGACAUGAAGAUGUGAUGCAGCUAUUUUCUCCUGACAUGAACAUUUGA
Messenger RNA from Phragmites australis (common reed), 2813 nucleotides. Its product is annotated as protein FAR-RED IMPAIRED RESPONSE 1-like. Lineage: Eukaryota; Viridiplantae; Streptophyta; Magnoliopsida; Poales; Poaceae. The transcript has 3 exons. The record is from RefSeq and is a predicted model, not a curated record. Gene Ontology annotation, molecular function: zinc ion binding. Gene Ontology annotation, biological process: regulation of DNA-templated transcription. The coding region runs from base 537 to 2813 and encodes 758 amino acids.